Molecule: messenger RNA, 1788 nt
Organism: Candida tropicalis MYA-3404
Lineage: Eukaryota; Fungi; Ascomycota; Pichiomycetes; Serinales; Debaryomycetaceae
Exons: 1
Coding region: 1-1788 (595 amino acids)
Biological process (GO): protein phosphorylation; mitotic DNA damage checkpoint signaling
Cellular component (GO): nucleus
Molecular function (GO): ATP binding; protein serine/threonine kinase activity
Source: RefSeq, a predicted model, not a curated record
AUGACUAGAUCCUCAACAGAUAGCUCGGCUACAAAUUACUCACUUUACACUACUACAACUACAUCUUCUGACUAUGAAGAAUCAUUAUUCUCCUUGGACGAGAAACUGACAUCGUCUUUCACCAUAGACUCGUCUUUAAAUAAUUUGUACCCUGAAUUACCUUCAAACUUCAAAUUAUUAAGCGUUUUGGGUGAAGGAGCAUUCUCCAUCGUUUACAAGGCCAUCAAUUUAUUGACAAAUUCUAUAGUUGCCAUCAAGAUCAUUAACAAGACCAACUUGUCCUCGAAACAAUUAAGAAAUAUUAAACAUGAAAUCAAUAUCAUGAACAGAAUAAAAUGCCAUGGCAAUGUAAUCCAAUUGUUGGAUCAUAUUGAUUGUGCCAACAACUCAUUUUUAAUCUUGGAGUAUUGUAAUGGCGGUGAGAUUUUCGACAAGAUCUUGGAAUACACUUAUUUGUCAGAAGAUUUAUCAUGCCACAUAUUCAAACAAUUGUUGAAUGCCGUUGAAAGCUUGCAUAAUUUAAAUAUUGUCCACCGUGAUAUCAAACCAGAAAAUUUAUUGUUUAAGAAAAUCCCAUUCUUUCAGAGAUCAAACGAAGAGUUUAUUCAAAGCUUGCGUAAGUCUGAUGAUGUUAAAAAGGUCGAUGAAGGUGAAUUCAAGGCAGGUAUUGGUGGUGGUACUAUUGGUGUUAUAAAAUUGGCUGAUUUCGGAUUAGCUAAGCAAUUGGCAACUAAUACUAUUGCCCAAACCCCUUGUGGUACUACUGGUUAUACUGCUCCAGAAGUUUUUGUCUGCCAUCAUAACAACAACAUCUAUACCAACAAUAGCAAUUCGUACUCAAAGGCUGUUGAUAUUUGGUCUAUGGGUUGUGUGUUGUACACAAUCUUGUGUGGGUUCCCACCAUUUUAUGAUGAGAACAUUGAAGUCUUGACUGAGAAUGUGACAAAGGGUAGAUUUACUUUUUUGCAACCAUGGUGGGAUGAAAUUAGUCAAGAUGCUAAAGAUUUAAUUUCCAAGAUGUUGAAUAUUGAUCCUGAUCAAAGAAUAACUAUCGAAGAAAUUUGGCAACACCCUUGGAUUGUUAACCAUUCAAGUGCACACGAGCUCACGAGGAAUUAUUUUCCUCACAAUUGCGAGGACACCACCACUACCAGUGAUGAUGAUAGCAGCAAUGGUUUGGCUGUUCCAAAGGUGAACCAACCUGCUGUUUCUCCAAGAGCUCUUGCAAUCAAGAAGGUUUUCAAUAAUCCUGCUAUGACUAAUGGCAACCAUGAAGAACCUGCAAGUUACUUCAUUGAAGACAUUGCUGAAGAAGAUGAAGACGAAACACUGUCAGUACAUUCCGAGUUUGUUCCAGAGAGGGGCUACGUCAGAACUCCAUUUCCUAAAGAGGUUAACUUUAAAGAUGUAUUUAACAUUGAGAAACCAAAGUUUGAUGAAUCCGAUGAUGGGGCUGACGAAGAGGAAGAUGACGACGAUGUUGAAGAACGAAUUAGUCAAUUAAAUGACGAUGAAUUUGAUGAUGAAGUCUCUGAAUUAGGAGAUCAUGUUGGUAGUUUAAAUAUUUCCCAUUUUUCCCCACGUUAUGUUGAACUGUUCCGUGAAGAAGUUGAAGAAGAAGAAGAAGGUUAUUCUACGACCAAUUCUGUUAAUCUGGAUAAUGAUGGUAUAGGUCAAUGUCAAACUCGUUCAUCUUCAAUCAUUUCAGGUAUGAAUGGUGAUUUUAAGUUUACUCUUAACUUGAACAACUCAAACUUGUUAGCUAGAAGGAAAAACAGUACUGUUUAA